Vigna umbellata (rice bean) is the source of this 451-nucleotide messenger RNA. The record is from RefSeq and is a predicted model, not a curated record. NCBI's taxonomy places the organism in Eukaryota, Viridiplantae, Streptophyta, Magnoliopsida, Fabales, Fabaceae.
AUGGUGAUUUCUCGAAUGCUACUUGGAAAAGAUAUGUGUAGUUCAAUCAAUAACAGUUCUUAUAAGUUCUUUACGACAAGAAAAUAUCGGAAAUCUAUUCAAGAAGGAGAAAGUGGUACUAACAUUCUGAAAUCUGAAGGAAAAGAAUCAAACUUGUUGGCAAAAAGGUUCACCAGAUUUCUGAAUACAAGUGAAACUGAUAUCAAUCCCAAGGAUGUUCGGAAGUUGUGUAAGGAUCAACAUCUACAGCGAACAAACCUAUGCAUGAUGGUCAAAUCAAACACUUCUGAAAUGUGUGCAGAACAAGGGAAAAAGCAAUCAAUGUGGUGUUUGGACAAUGGUUGCUCUAGACACAUGACAGGUGAUCCAACCAGAUUCAUCAGUCUAUCUCAUAAGACAAGUGGCCACGUUACAUAUGGAGACAACAAUAAGGGUAAAAUUGUUGGAAAAG